AUGGCGCCCACGAGUGCAGCCAUCACAGGGCUGCUACGCCAGGUCGUCUACUACCAUGUCGACAACAAUGCCUACGAGAAUGCCCUCUUCUUCGCCGAGAGGCUAAGCGCCCAAGACCCCAAGUCGAGCGAGUCUGCACAUCUCUUGGCCCUCUGUCACCUCCGUCUUGGUGACCACAGGACCGCCUUCGAAGUCAGCAGACCCUCUGCCUCCCGUGGGUCGAACCUCGGUGCUGCUUGGGUCUUUGCGCAUGCAUGCAUGAAGAUGGAACGCUACAAAGAUGGUAUUAACGCAUUGGAAAAAGUGCGGGACAAGUGGAUUAGCAAAAUGAACAUUGGCAAGCACACCAACUCCACUCGCUCGUUGUAUCCUGACGAGGCCGCUGUUCACUGUCUCCUUGGUAAGCUAUACCGGGCUUACGACGACAAGCGGAGGGCCAUUGAGUGUUUUGAGACCGCUGUGAGGGUGAACCCCUUCAUGUGGGAUGCUUUUCAGGCCCUCUGCGACAUGGGUGUAAAGCUGCGGGUACCGAAUAUCUUCCAGGUCACCGAAUCCCUCACCCACUCGUUCGAAUCAGAAGUCGUAGCGUUGUCACAAGAACCCAAGGAGAGCAUUGCGAACUCCUUUGAGCCCAAGAGACCCCUGGGACGCACAGCCAUGGACUCGUCUGAUCCGUUCAACCUCCACCGCUCUUCUACAUAUCAGGACAUGCCCUACAGCGCCAACAUGUUUUCUGCUGAGGCAGAGGAGAACGACUUCAUGUCUAAGAUCACUGCGGCAAGGUCAAGGCUGGCGCCGCCAUCCACGAGCAAUGGCGACCUGGAUUUGAUGGAGACACCCACAGGGCCGGUCUCCAUGCCCGAGGUUCCUACCAUGCGCUCCGCAUUUGGCGCCGCCGAACCACCACAGGCGCCUCCUCGCAGGACAAGGACGGCCCAGGCCGUGGACCCAGGCUUUCUGGAGGCACCACCGAAGAUGAGCUACAAGCUGGGCGGCGCCAAGAGAAGCACCAGGAGCCAGGAUAAAGAACAGCAGCCCGUUGAGCUGCAUUCCGACACUGGGACCGGCAAUGGCGCCUUACGAUCGACAGCGGCACCUACGGAGCGGAAGCGGACAGUGUCUGGACACCCUGUUUCCCGACAACACUCCGAAGAGGCCAGUGCGCCCGCACAACGGAGAAGCGCGAGGCUCAACAUGUUUAACAAGCCCUCGAUCAUGAAGUCGAAUUCUGGCGCCGCUACCAUUGGCGCCACUACUGGUCGCGAGCUGAAGAAGGCUAGGCCCCAGAUUUCUCGAAUAAUGCGACCUGGCUCUAGCGGCUCCAGCGUCGGCAGGGUCGUGAGCGGCAACCGCAAACCCGUCGAAGACAGCGGUAUGGAUGUCGACCAUGCCGAAACCACCCGUGUGAGGGAGUCUCAUGCGGUACAGCAUGCAGCGCCGAAAACUGCUCCUCCCGAACCUGACCAUGUCAAGAUUGAGGAGGCUUUGAGAUGGAUAAUGGAGUUGCUGAAGAAAUUCGCAUCAGGAUAUUACUCGUUCAAGGGGUUCCGCUGCCAGGAAGCGUUGCAAAUAUACGCCUCGCUACCCAGGAGCCAGCAAGACACUCCUUGGGUCCUGGCACAGAUGGGACGGGCGCAUCACGAACAGGCCGCAUACAAGGAUGCUGAGAAAUACUUCAGAAAACUCCGCGUCGUGGCCCCCACCCGGAUGGACGACAUGGAGAUAUACUCGACCAUCCUUUGGCACCUUAAGCGCGAGACGGACCUGUCGUUUCUCGCGCACGAGCUGGUCGAUGCCGACUGGACGUCGCCGCAGGCUUGGUGCGCCCUGGGCAACGCGUGGUCGCUGGCCCGGGAACACGAAAUGGCAUUGCGCUGCUUCAAGCGGGCGACGCAGCUCAACCCCAGGUUCGCAUACGCCUUUACCCUGCAAGGUCACGAGCAUGUAGCGAACGAGGAAUAUGAGAAGGCUCUCGGCGCCUUUCGCAAGGCCGUCACGGCUGACCGGCGCCACUACAAUGCCUACUACGGCAUAGGCCAGGUCUUUGAGAAGCUCGGCAACCACGAAAAGGCAUAUGUGCACUUCCACACGGCAUCCGACAUCAACCCAUCCAAUGCCAUCCUCAUCUGCCGCAUCGGAGCCAUCCUCGAGAGGCAGAAGCAGAUGAUGGCCGCAUUGCAGUUCUACACGAAGGCUACAGAACUGGCACCACGAGCGGCCGUUGUCCGUUACAAGAAGGCGCGCGCCCUAAUGAGUCUCGGCAAGAUUGACCUUGCAGAGAAGGAGCUGCUCAUUCUGAAAGAUAUGGCCCCUGACGAGGCCUUGGUACACUUCCUGCUCGGCAAGCUGUACAAAAAUAUCAACGAGAAGCAGAUGGCGGUGCGCGCCUUCAGCAAUGCGCUCGCUCUGGAUCCAAAGGCCAGUCAGUCAAUCAAAGACGCCAUUGAGAGCCUCGAAGAUGACAUGGGCAUGGAAGACUCGAUGAUGACGUAG
Molecule: messenger RNA, 2493 nt
Organism: Colletotrichum graminicola M1.001
Lineage: Eukaryota; Fungi; Ascomycota; Sordariomycetes; Glomerellales; Glomerellaceae
Product: tetratricopeptide
Exons: 2
Coding region: 1-2493 (830 amino acids)
Biological process (GO): cell division
Molecular function (GO): protein binding
Source: RefSeq, a predicted model, not a curated record